AUGGCUUCUACACAAAGUAAUCUACUGAAUAUCACACCAGAAGUAGUGCAUACAAUUAGGAAGAUUUAUAAUCUGGAUGACCCAAAAAGGUUGGAUGAAGCCAUCAAAAUUCUGGAUGAUUGGAUACGUAAGCAGCCUCAUAUCAUCAAGAAAGAUUUCGAUAAGCGGUUUUUAGAGACAGCUAUCCUAACAUGCAAGGGGUCUGUGGAAAAGGCAAAGAAACAAAUAGAUACUUUGUGCACAAUGAAAACUUUGGUGCCAAAGUUCUUUACAGCAUACAGUUUGAAAAAGGAGUUGAAACCAGUAUUAAGUAAAGUGUGGCACAUUCCUCUUCCACAAAUGACAGAAGAUUAUUGCAGAGUAAUCUGGAUCAAACCGCAAUGUGACGAUUUUACGCCUGAGGAGCUGUUGCAGUUUUUCCAAUACACUACUAUUGUUGUUGAAUAUAUUCGAGCUCAUGACUACGUUGAUGGUUUCAUUAUAAUACUUGACUACCACGACUGGAACAUGUUGAAAUUAAUUGCAAGAAUGACUACUCCUGAUGUUCAACCAUUUAUUAAUACUUUAAUCAAAGGCUACGGUGGAAGAUUAAAGAACAUACACCUUAUAACAGAGUCAAAAGCAGUAGAAAUACUUCUAGCAACUGUUAAAAAAUUGCUGAGUGAAAAGCUUGGUAAGAGAAUACAAGUUCAUAAAACUUUAGAAGAUUUCUACAAAGUAUUUCCUAGACAUCUUCUACCAGAAGAGUACGGAGGGAAACAAAACUCUUGUGAGAAGUUACAGGCUGCACUACUCGAAGAAUUAUCUUCAGAUAAACAUAUAGAAUACUUGAAGAUAAUGUCUAAAGCCUGCACGGAUGAGUCCAAACGACCAACGGCAAAGUUUAAUGAAGAAUAUAUGGGCAUGCCUGGGUCUUUCCGGAAUCUGAAAGUAGAUUAA
Spodoptera littoralis (African cotton leafworm) is the source of this 939-nucleotide messenger RNA. The record is from the annotation of a GenBank genome assembly. Lineage: Eukaryota; Metazoa; Arthropoda; Insecta; Lepidoptera; Noctuidae.